UGUUAAGUCAACCUACAUUCUCUUUCAAGAUGGCGGAUUCCUCGGAGUCGGACGAUGUCGAAGAAAAAGCCUUGCAAAAGGGCGAAAAAAGAAGGCAAGAAGAAAGCGAUGAAACUUCUGACGAGGGUUCAUCAUCAGAGGUAGAAACGGAUGGCUCAGAUGAAAGCUUUGAUGAAAAUAUGGAGAUUCCAGUUGAAUUUGAAGCAUUUCCUCCUACUGAAGAAGAUUUUGGUGGAAUACGGUGCCUGUUACAGCAAUUGUUUUUAAAAAAUACCUUGGAUCUAUCGAAACUUAGUGAUCUGAUCAUUUCUCAACCUGAAGUAACCACUCUGAUUAAGGUAGUGAAUGAUGAUGACCAAGAAAGCAAUGGUGAAGCCAAAAAUGAUGAUGAUGAUGAAUCAGAAGAUGGUGUUUUUGGAUUGACAACUGUGAUUGACUUAAAAAAGCAUAAGGAAAGUGAUGUCAUCAAACAACUUAAAAAGCUACUAACUGAUAAAUGCCAAGAGUCGGCUUCAAAAGAAGACAAAGCAGAAUUUACUGUGGUGAUGGAUGGACAACAUUCUGUAGGAUUUCUCAUCAGUGAACGUUUUAUUAAUAUCCCACCACAGAUAGCAGUGCCAGUUUACAAAACCUUAAGAUCUGAACUGAAAAAGGUCCAUAAAAAGGGUGAAGAUGCACCAAUCUCCUAUUUUGUAAUGAUUUGCAAGACAUACAAAGACACUGAGACCAAAAUGCCACAGAAGUCUAAAAAAGUCAAGACCGAAGAGUCGGCGAGUACAUUGAAUUUUAUUAAUGUGGAGGAUGAAGUGUUCCUAAGGGAGAGUCAAUUGUCCUUCAGUUACACAGCCAGUGCAGAUGUUGAUGAAACCCUUGUAGCUGGAAGAUGGGCUUCAAGUGAUUGUGAAUUAAAACCUUAUCGCACUGUCCUGGUGCUUUCUGCUGACAAGUUUGAUAAAGCACUUGAAGGAGUAAACAUAAUGCUGACACAGUAAUGAUCUCUCUUCAAAUGUCUUUACGCAGGCAUUGAAAGAAACUCCGUACUUCCCACAGAACAUUGUGUAGGGCUUAGAUAAAAUAUCAACAAAGUGUGAAAGUGAAGGAUGGGUGUGAAUAUUUACUAUUUGUUUACCUACACCUUGGGUCCCAGGGGUGUUUGGUUUCUCUUUACAAGAAUCAUAACAGUUGCAGCUCACUUGAACAACUUUGCCUUUGAGUUGGCUUUCUUUGCUCAAUUAAUAUUAUCUGCAAUGUUAACUUCUUGGGCAGGGGUUUCAAACUAGACCAUCUACUAUUGCCUACAAGGCCUCUUGCCACCAACUUUUAAGAUUUUAAUCGUUGGAUGUGGGUGGCAUCUGUAGAAUUUUAUCUGCCUACUCCACCAUUGGCAGACAGUGGUACCCUUAUCCCUUUGAACACAUCUGUGAAAUGACAUGGUGUCAUUACAAAGCACCAUCCAUAUAUUGGGAAAAGGAAAUUGUAGCUAUUGAUUUUACUCAUGUAUUAUAUACAGUCUACACAUUUUUAUCUAGCUAUUAAACAAGUUUGAAAGAUCUCCAAAUGUCAGACAGUGAAUUAAUAAAGUUUGAGACACAUCUGU
This is a messenger RNA of Stylophora pistillata, 1597 nucleotides long. RefSeq names its product protein BCCIP homolog. Gene Ontology annotation, cellular component: nucleus. The record is from RefSeq and is a predicted model, not a curated record. NCBI's taxonomy places the organism in Eukaryota, Metazoa, Cnidaria, Anthozoa, Scleractinia, Pocilloporidae.